Messenger RNA from Saccostrea cuccullata (small rock oyster), 1793 nucleotides. RefSeq lists its product as uncharacterized. The record is from RefSeq and is a predicted model, not a curated record. The transcript is spliced from 4 exons. Lineage: Eukaryota; Metazoa; Mollusca; Bivalvia; Ostreida; Ostreidae. The coding region runs from base 1 to 1782 and encodes 593 amino acids.
AUGGAUGAAGUUAAUUCUGAAUUUCAGGAACUAGAUGAUCUUUUCAAUACACACUUUUGGUUGGAAUCAGCUGCCAAUUCACACUCAGAUUUUGAGGAAAAUCCUUCAAUAAGCGAUCAGGAUGAAACACCCUUUGAUCCCAAUAGAUUAGACAGAAUACGUAAUUUUGUUCUCUCUCAAUCAGAAAAUGAAUCGUCUGACUGUGAAAGAGAGAAUGAAAAUGAAAAUGACAUGCCUUCAGAACUGAAUGACAUUGAACGAAAUUGUAAAUGUGGUCAGCGUUGCUUUUCAAAGUUUGAGAAUGCCGUAAUUCUUGACCAUGUAUUUAAUGUUAGAGAAAUGGAAAAAGAUGUUAAAGAUUUAUACAUCAUGGGUUCUAUUAGCAUUACCGGGUCUUAUGACACUCGAAAAGGAUCAAGAUCCCGAAAUUCGUACCACUACAGUUUUAGAAAUGUGAAAAUUUGUAGAUCGACUUUCCAGUGUUUGUUUGAUGUGGGGAAAAAGUCUCUCUCUAAUAUCCUGAAACAUUAUUCAGCAAAUGGGGCCGUCCCUAGACGACAUGGAAAUCAGGGUAGAAAGCCAAAGCAUGCAGUUAAUUUUGACGAUGUACAGAGAGUGGUAAAUUUCAUUUUGGGUUACGCCGAGGAACACGGCCUCCCUCAGCCCGCGGCCCCCAGAGGUCGGGAUGAUGAGCCUCCCAUUUUUCUUCCUUGUAAUUCUACAAAGAAAGCUAUUCAUGGCCAGUACAAGUCGGCAUGUGAUUCAGAUGAUAUAAGGAAAAGGCCUUUUAAAACAAAAUUUCAAAGUCACAUCGAUAUAGCACAGAAAGAAAGAAAUCUCUACAAAAUUCUGGUUAAGGAAUCGCUGGAAGAAUUGCAAGGUAUAAAUCGCCAGGAACAUCACAUCCACCCGUUAUCCUCUGACUUCACCAAAGUGCACUAUACAUUCGAUUUUAGCCAGAGUGUUGCUUUGCCUCAUCAUGCACGUCAAAUGAGACCCUUGUAUUUUCUUACUUUAAAGAAAGUACACAUAUUUGGGUUUCGUGUUGACGACAAACCUAUGCAAUAUAACUAUUUGAUCGGGGAAAACGAAACACUUGGACUGGAUGGGACGCAUUCGCAUGGCCCCGAUACAGUUAUUUCCUUGGUGCAUCAUGGCCUUGGCAACUAUGGAUAUGGAGAAAAAGAGUGUUUGAUCCAUGCCGAUAAUUGUGCAGGUCAAAAUAAGAACAAGUUCCUGAUUGCGUACUUUGCAUGGCGAGUGAUUACGGGUUUGCAUCAUCAAAUUACUUACCUAAUGCAGGUAGUUGGAUAUACACGAUGUCUGAUUUACGCAGGUUUUGCAAGGGCAAAAAAGUUGUUUCGUCGCACCGACUGUGAUAGUGUGAGUGAACUUCAGAGAGUUUUUGAUCAUUCUUCAACAACGAACAAAGGUAUUCUUUACGACAACGGAAGAGAUUCUACAUGGAAAUACUACGACUGGAAAGAGUUUUUGGGCCGUUUCUUCACCUCGUUACCUGGUAUUUCAAAAUACCACUCUUUCCGAUUUCAUGCGGACUUUCCAGGAUUUGUAUUUGUAAAAGAAAAUGCUGAUUCGACCGAGAAAAAAAUCAAAAUAUCAAAACCAGAUGGACUUCAGCAGAUACCAGGAAAUUUUCCUAGGGAACUUACACCCCUCGGAAUGUCUAGAGAAAGAGUUCAGUAUCUUUUUAAGAAGGUCAGACCAUAUGUACGUCCAAGAUGUCAAGAUGAAUUAUGCCCUCCAGCCCAGACCGAAGAAUAGCUUACCUAGGC